Planococcus citri (citrus mealybug) is the source of this 2921-nucleotide messenger RNA. RefSeq lists its product as uncharacterized. The coding region runs from base 1647 to 2921 and encodes 424 amino acids. NCBI's taxonomy places the organism in Eukaryota, Metazoa, Arthropoda, Insecta, Hemiptera, Pseudococcidae. The record is from RefSeq and is a predicted model, not a curated record. The transcript has a single exon.
UAUAAAAGUUUAAAGGAUUCAAAACAAUGCUAUUGAUACACGUACGUGUGUGAGUGCGAGAGACAGAAAAAGGUUAAAGUCUGAUUCAUUUUGUAAUGGGUAAAGAAUGUUACGAGAGAAGGGUUUGUGUCACCACAGGUGGUCCCAUACCUAGCUAUACCUACGUAAUUAUGCAUCUUAGGUAUCUUUAUUUCAUUGAUUAAAAUCUAUAUUUGCCAAAAAUAUGUAAAGUACCUACCUGCAUUGACAUAGUUAUUAUAAAACUGCUUGUUUCAGUUUAUUCUAAUUAAGGGAGUGCAUGGUACAGUUUUAUUUAUUUUUCUAUAUCUAUUAAAAAGGAUCGUCGUGAAGAUGUAGGCAAGCGGCAGUGUUGCAAGGACGACUACAUGGAAUGUGUUUUAAAAGAGGGUGGUUUGGUAGAUGCACUUAACGCGUUCACAACUCCACAGGGUGGCGGCUACAUUUAAAGAGCUUGCUAUACUAAAAGUAAAACCAGUUGACUUGCUAUAAAAUUUAUUAUUUGGAACUAAUGGUUGCCUGAUAUUAUUUUUAUAAGAAAGGGUUCACUAUAAUGAAACCAGUUACCUUAUACCAACUGAUGUUAGACUACCUUAAUUUAAUAGAAAGGGUUGUCAAGAUAAUUUAUGUAUGUGGGGAUGGCUGGUGGUAGUGGCAGCAUCAAAGAUGUCUUUUAAAAGAGGGUUAGAUGUACAUAAGCAGGAAGGAAGCAUUAGCUACACACUGAGUGCCUGUACAAAGUAGGGUGAUGCAACACAACUGCACUGUUAGGUUAUAAAUUUAUCCAAAUACCUAAAAAGGGGUUGAAUCAGGUAUGCCUGGAAUUUCUAUAUUCAAAGUGGGUGGCUGUUAGAGAUGUGGGUGGCAUGCCGCCACAUUCAAAGAUGUCUAGAUUAUUUAUUUAAAUUAGGAUCCUUUGUAGAAUGACAUUUUAAGUGAAACUGGUUGAUGUUUAGAAAUAUUUUAUGUAAGUUGGGUUAUUAAAAAGGGUUUUAGGCGACCACCUCGAAGAUGUUAAGAAUUAAUUUAUGGACUAGAAUUUUAAAAGAGGGUUGAAAGGAUGAUGGUGUUGCUAUCUAGGGGCGUGGCUUAUAUUAUAUUAAGGAGGGUGGAUCUUACCAAAGCAGAAACUAUAAAAUAACAAGUUUAGGGAGAAUCUUCUUCAUUUAUGUUUGCAUUUUCUAGAAGUAUAGCUGACUUCUCAUCCAUGCUGUUAUGCUUGCUGUCUUUACAACUAAUUAAUUGCAGCUUUAUCAUUUUUUGCAACUUGUGUACUAAUUGACUGCAGUUUUAUCUGUUUUAAUAACUUUACACCUGUUGAUGUUACAUUUUACAUCAAUUUUUUUGCAGUUUUGUGCAUUUUCACACACUUGAUACCUGCUGAUAUUGUGUUUUACAUCAUUUUUUGCAACUUGUGUACUAAUUGACUGCAGUUUUAUCUGUUUUAAUAACUUUACACCUGUUGAUGUUGCAUUUUACAUCAAUUUUUUUGCAGUUUUGUGCAUUUUCACACACUUGAUACCUGCUGAUAGUGUGUUUUACAUCAAUUUUUACAACAUUUCAAGUGCAGUGCUUCGUUGUCAUCACAUUUCUCACAAUUCUACUGCUUACCUUGAUAACACAUUACAAUGACAUUUACAUGUUAUGUGUGUGGUCAAUCUUUCAAUAAGCGGUUCAAUUUAGAACGCCAUUUGCAAUCAAGACAUAGAAGUCUGAAAAGUUUCAAAUGUGAACGUUGUGAACAUGAAUUCACUCGUGAAGACAACUAUAAAGUGCAUGUUAAGCAUUGGAAUUGCACAUUAAAACGACCAGCAUCUGAUGUAGAGAAUAUUUACCCUAAUAAAAAAAUGAAAUCUUACUCAAUCAAGCAUUGUCAAGAAUGUAAUAAAGAUAUUGACUUGAACAAGUAUCUGGGUCAUCUCAAGAGCUUGGAGCAUAAAAAUAACUGUCGCUUCAGAACACUAAAUGCUAAAAUUGAGGAAAUCAAAAGUGCCUUCAAAAAUCGGAUCAAAACCUACAGAAUCACGCCGAAUGAGUCCUAUUAUGACAUUACUGAAUGUUUAAGCGGUCUGCGCCCUGAGGUUGAAGACAUCCUGGCAGAGACUGCUGGUAAACUUUCUAGCUUUAAGUAUAAUUUGGAAUUAUUUGCCAAGUAUUAUAAACCUAUUGAAAUGUCUGAUGUAAAAUCAUUUAAUACUAAGAAUAUUAUUUACUGUGCUGAAAGUGGUGAUUUGGAGGGGGCUUAUCAACAAUUUGAAAAUAUGAUCAAAAUUAAGAGUGAGGAAUUUCAAAGCAAGGGGUCUGGGUGGUCUUUGGAAAAAAUUUUAUUUUUGGAGGUAAAUAUCAAUAAGUAUAAACCAAUUGGAGGCAGCUCAUACAUACCUCUGCCUAAAUGGUUGGCUAAUAAAAAAGCUAUCAUAAAUAUUCAAAAUAAUGAUCAAGCUUGCUUUGCCUGGGCCAUAAUUUCAGCUUUGUAUCCACGAGAACACUUUCAACAUCCAUACAGAACCAGUUCUUACCCAGACUAUAAAGAAGCUUUAAAAUUAGAUGGUAUCGAAUUUCCCAUGAAGCUCCGCGACAUUAAAAAAUUUGAAAAAAUGAAUCUCUCAAUUAGUGUAAAUGUUUUUGGGGUUGAGGGGGAAACAGUAGUGGGGCCUUUAUAUUUCUCUGGAAAUUAUGCUCCAAAUCAAUUUCACAUCAACCUGCUAUACAUUCAAAAUGAGAAAGGGAAUGGACAUUAUUGCUGGAUAAAAAAUUUAAGUAGGUUAGUUUCUUCUCAAAUAAAUUCCCGCCAACAUGAAAAAUACAUAUGUAAUGGUUGUUUGGUAAAUUUCCAUUCAUUGGAAAAAUUGAAAAAACAUGAGGAUGUAGAGGGAGAAAAAACAGCUUUUUCUGCUACCUAA